AUGCGGGCCCUCGGAGACGUCCUGCGGCACCUCCUCCUGCUGCUCACCCUCGGCCCGAACGGCCAGGCCCUCACCUGGCACCGCGCCCCCCCGGGCCAGCCGGACACGCCCGAGAAGCCGGGCUGCUACCUGUGGUCCCCCUCCGGGUGCCCGAAGAUACCGAGGGUGCGCUUCGACGCGUGGGCCCACGACACCCGGGGGGAGGCCAAGUUCGGAGCGGCGGACAGCCCAGAGGUGUGCGAGGUGGUCCGGAGGCAGCAUUUCGCAGCCGUCUGCGGCACCGACGACAUGCAGGCGUGCUUCGUGCCCAGUGGGGGGUCGAAGCUGCCGUGCGGCAUGGCGGGUGCGCUGGCCUCCGAGCAGCGGCGCGGGGAGAACAGCAGCGGCGUCGGCCGUGGUGCGCUCUUUGCGGCUGCCGCCUCGAACAGCUCUGAGAAGCGGCUCGCUCCCUGGGGUGCCGCGGGGCCAGGGGUGGAGGCGGCUUCGGACAAGAUGGCAGCGGAGAAAGUGGCGGCGGUGAUGGAAGAAGCGAAGGCUGAUGAAGCGGAAAUGACAGCGGAGAAGGUUGCGGCGGAUGCGGAAGAGGCGAAGGUCGCGGAGGCCGAGGUGGCAGCGGCGACGGAAGAGGCGACGGUCGCGGAGGCCGAGUUGGCAGCGGAGAAGGUGGUGAAGGAUGAAGAGGCGAAAGCCAGUGAGGCUAAGCUGGCAGCGGAGAAGGUGGCGGAGGCGGAGGAGGCAAAGCCCAGUGAGGCUAAGGUGGCAGCGGAGAAGGUGGCGGACGCGGCGGAGGCUGAGGCCGAGGAGGCUGACGUGACGACGAUGCCUACGAAGGCCAGUGAAGCUAUCAAGGCGUCAUUCCAGGCGAAGGCUGCGAAGAUGAAGGCGGAAGAGGCAGAGAGGGCGAUGGAGGCCGCGAAGGAGGCGACGAAGGCUGCCGAGGCUGAGGCGGACGCGGCGGCGAAGGCGGCCGAAGCAGAGGACACGAAGGCCGCGGCGGUGGCGGAGGCGGUGAAGGCGGCGGAGGCGGUGAGAAUGGCAGCCGAGGCGGCGCAGGCACAGGCGGAGAAAGAUGCCGAGUCUGCGAGGGCGGCAGCAGCGCUCAAGCUGCGGGAGGCGUCGGCAGCGGUGAAGGCGACCCAGCAGGAGGCGGAGAAGGCGGCGGACGCGGCGGCGGCGCUGGAGGCAGCAAGGAAGGCGGAGGCAGAGGCGAGGCGCCAGCUCGCGGCCCUCGGGCCCACGAAGCUGGAAGUGCGAGCCGACCCGCUGGAGCGCCUCGCGGGCGCUCCGGAGCCAGCUGCGGCGGAGCCAGCGACCCAUUUGGUGGAGCCCACCGAGGCUGUGCCAGAGCGUGCCGCGAUGGAGCUGGCGAACAUGUCGGAGCCAGCUGUAGGAGAGGCUGAGUCCGCCGCUCUGGAGCCAGCGGCCACGCUGGAGCCCGCCACGGCAAAGUCAGAGGUUGCCGCGCCGGAGUCGGCCGCCACGCCAGAGCCAGCCGUGGCAGAGCCGGAGCCAGCUGCGGUGGAGCCCGCAGAGUCCGCGCAGGAGCCUGCUGCAGCAGAGCCGGAGCCCUCUGUGGAGCGGGCGGCCGCGUUGGAGCCCGCCACGGCAAAGCCAGAGGCUGCCGCGCCAGAGUCGGCCGCCACGCCAGAGCCAGCUGUGGCAGAGCUGGAGCCCACCGUGUCGGAGCCCGCAGUGUCCGCGCAGGAGCCAGCUGCAGCAGAUCCAGAGUCCUCUUUGGAGCGGGCGGCCGCGCUGGAGCCCGCCGCAGCAAAGCCAGAGGCUGCCGCGAUGGAGUCGGCCGCCACGCCAGAGCCAGCUGCUGCGGCAGAGCUGGAUCCCACCGUGUUGGAGCCCGCAGUGCCCGCGCAGGAGCCAGCUGCAGCAGAGCCGGAGCCCGCCGCUUUGGAGCCGACAGUCGCUCUGGAACCCGCGCCCGAGCUGGCCACGGCCUCGCUGGAGGACGUCGCAGCCGCGCCCGCGGCCAUGCCGGAGCCCGCCAGAGAGGAGCUGGCGGCCGUGCCAGAGGCCGCCGCCGUCGAGCCCGUCGCGGCCGCACCAGCGGCGGCUGAGCCGGUGGAGGGGAUGCCUUCAGAGGCCUGGGAGGAGAAGAGCCUGCCCCUCCUCCCGGAGACCGCCGCAGAGGAGAAGCCCUGGGAGGAGGAGAGGCCCUUUGAGGCACCUCCGGAGGCCGGGGAUGGGCAGUCCGCCGCGGAGCCGGCCGCGGUGCCGGACAAGGAGGAGGCGCCCCUGGACCCGCAGGCUGGGACGGAGCCCGGCUCGGAGGAGCUGGCCACGCCGGCGGUUGAGAAGGAGGCGGCGUCCUUGGACCCGCAGGCCGGCUUGGGCCUGGGCUCGGAGGAGCCGGCCGAGCAGACGGACGAGCAGGAAAGGCGCCUCUGGACCCGCAGGCUGGCGCGAACCCGCCGGCGGGCGAGGAGGAGGCGGCGUCCGUGGACCCGCAGGCCGGGACGGGCCCGGGCUCGGAGGAGCCUGCCACGCCGGCGGGUGAGGAGGCGGCGUCCCUGGACCCGCAGGCCAGCACGGAGCCGGGCUCGGAGGAGCCCGCCACGGCGGCGGGUGAGGAGGAGGCGGCGUCCCUGGACCCGCAGGCUGGCACGGGCCCGGGCUCGGAGGAGCUGGCCGAUUCGUCGGAGGAGAAGGAAGAGGCGUCCCUGGACCCGCAGGCCGGCGCGAAGCUGGGCUCGGUGGAGCCGGCCACGCCGACGGACGAGGAGGAGGAGGCGUAUUUGGACCCGCGGGCCAGCACGAAGCCAGCCUCGCAGGAGGAAGAGGCGCCUCUGGACCCGCAGGCUGGCGCGAACCCGCCGGCGGGCGAGGAGGAGGCGGCGUCCCUGGACCCGCAGGCCAGCACGGAGCCGGGCUCGGAGGAGCCGGCCACUGCGGCGGGUGAGGAGGCGGCGUCCCUGGACCCGCAGGCAGCUGCGGCGCCUGUGGCGCUGGUGGACACGAGGGCGUUCGCGCCUGCAAAGCCGGGUUGCUACAUCCUCUCGCCGGCGGGCUGCCCGCGCAUGCCCUCGUUCAAGCUCGCCAGGUGGACCCACGACUACUACGGGGAGAAGCACCUGGAGGAGCGCUGGCCAACCGGGCCGUGUGCGAGGUCGAUCGGAGGGCGCACUUCGCGGACUUCUGUGGGGUCCCCGAGAUCGAGGCGCUCUUUGUCCCCGCGUCCGAGUAGGGAGCCCCUUGUCUCAA
This is a messenger RNA of Prorocentrum cordatum, 3213 nucleotides long. The record is from the annotation of a GenBank genome assembly. Lineage: Eukaryota; Dinophyceae; Prorocentrales; Prorocentraceae.